Molecule: messenger RNA, 2826 nt
Organism: Sclerotinia borealis F-4128
Lineage: Eukaryota; Fungi; Ascomycota; Leotiomycetes; Helotiales; Sclerotiniaceae
Source: the annotation of a GenBank genome assembly
AUGGCUCCCAAGUUUAAGGACGGUGAUACCGUGAUUGCUUUUUCAGGUAAAUGGGUAUCAUGGACUCAUACCGCAGUCGCAUAUGCUGCUUUUUUCAGCGCACUCAUUGUUGGAGUAUCACUCCAUUAUCACAAAAUUGUUCAAAAUGAAUAUUAUGGGUACCCCGAUGAAUGGUUCCCCUCCGUUUCUGCGACAAUUGGGGAUCGAUACCCGGAACGUUCGUUUUUCAUGAUCUUUAUAGCUAUUACAUCUGGUCCUAGGUUUGCCCUCGUGGGUUUAUGGUACCUCCUCACUGCGCGGCCGAAUUCGACUUUACCUAAAUUCGUUGCCUUUGCGGGUGUCUUCCGUACUCUCACAUGUGGUGGAUGGACAUAUGUUACCUCCACGGACGAUCACGAUUGGCAUGAUAUUUUCAUGAUUUCAUAUCUGGUGGCUACUUUGCCGUGGACUUUAGGAUGCCUAGCUCUAAGCCCAGAUAAUGCGCGAGCCAUAAAAUAUCGGAAAUAUCUUGCGGGGUCGUUUUUUGGAACCUUGGUACCAUUGGUUUACUUCUUUAUACAACAUAAAGUUCACAGGGUUGCUGGAGCGUACACAAUAUACGCUUUCUUCGAAUGGGCUUUAAUUUUGUUUGAUGUGGCUUUUGAUGCUGUUACGGCUCUCGAUUUUGAAACUUUCGAAUUAGUUGUCAAAGAUGUCAAGGGUCAGUCUAAGGGAAAAGAAAAGGAGGUUGGUCAGCUAUUCGGUCAAUCCUUUUCAUGGCCCGAAGCUUUUGACGCCGCAUCUGAUGUCUAUAAUGGCUUCGUAUUCUGGUCAAUGUUGACUUCUUUGGGCAUAGUCGUUUGGUACUUUCCUCUAUGGCACAUGGGUAUUUCAGGUUAUGAAAUUAUGGUUAUGUGCACCAUCUCUCCAUUAUUCUUAGGAAUUAGAUCCGUCCGAGCAUUGGUCGUGAAGAAUCUUCGAAUAUGUCAUCUCAUGUCAUUGACUGGAUUGUUCGCUUAUCAAAUCACGAGCCCAGCGCCUAGACUUUUCACCGUUGGAUUUGGGAUUUGGAUGUCAUGUAUAUCUUGGGCAGCCACUUGGUACGCAUCAGCAGGACAGCCGGGUCGCCUCGAAUCGAAGAUAUCAGCCUGGGCCAUCGGUCUUAUCGCAUCAAGUGUUGUUAAGUUUGCGUUCCAUACUAACAAUCCCAUUUGGCCCACUUCACAUGCUGAAAAUGGGGGGUUGAAUGGAUAUGGUCUCACAAUUGCUAUUUUAGCUGUUCUGCGAUCGACACGUCAAAGUCCGACUACUGGGGAUCAAAUUUCAGUUCAAGGUCGUAAGGAAGGGCCAUCACUACUUGCUGGUCUUGGUAUUGGAGGUCUUUUCUUUGGUUUACAUUCUUUGCUAUCCGAUUCUAGCACAAUGAUUCUUUGGGUCUGGGAGGGAUACCCUGUUCGUGGUCCAAUUUCAGCGCCUCAUGGUGCCUGGACAAUCGCCGCAAUGGGAGCUGGUCUCAUUCUCGGGUUAUUCAAUGAGUCUUUGGCGCGUAGCUGGUCAUUAUAUGGCAUUGGUUGUGUAGGUGCUGCCAUGCUCACGCUGUAUAGUCAUUGGAAAGGCUACUAUGGUGCCUUGUUUUUGACAAUUUAUCUCAUGGCUGUAUCCGUUCCAUUGUUAGGUUCAGCUGCACGAAAGAGCCCAGCUAAAGCGUUUGGAGUUGGUUUCCUCGUAUACAACUUCAUGGUUUUAUUCCAUGUUUGGGUUGUGGCCUAUGCCUUCGUUCCAGGCGGUCCUCUUGUCAGAGAACAUACAGACUGGGUCAUGACUGUCACAAUGUUGCUCAUUGGCUGUGGUGUUUUCGCUACCUUCUCAUCUACUCCCGCAGCACAACGAAAACGAUUCAAUGCCUUCUUAAAUCAAAGAGAGCAACGCUUAUACUACCUCUACAUCAUUGGAGCUCUUCAACUCAUCUCUAUCUCAACAGCCUACAUGCGAUUUCCCACUUAUGAUUAUGUUCCUUACCAUAAGGAUGAGAAGAUUUUCACCGCAGGUAUCUGGACCAUUCACUUCAGUCUUGACAACGAUAUGUGGUCAUCCGAAUAUCGUAUGCGAGAUGUAAUCAAAGAGUUGGAAAUUGAUGUCGUUGGACUUCUCGAAUCAGAUCUUCAACGCAUCAUCAUGGGUAACCGUGAUACGACGCAAUUCCUCGCAGAAGACCUUGGCAUGUACGUUGAUUACGGACCAGGUCCCAACAAGCACACUUGGGGUUGUGCUCUCCUCUCAAAAUUCCCAAUCCUCAAUUCCACCCACCAUUUACUCCCAUCACCCGUAGGAGAAUUAGCUCCCGCAAUCGCAGCUACCCUUGACGUAUAUGGAAGUCCAGUCGAUGUCUUUGUCUUCCAUUCAGGUCAAGAAGAAGAUCCAGAAGACCGAAGACUUCAAUCCGAAUACCUAGCCGAUCUAAUGGGCGCUUCCACUAACCCCUCUAUCCUACUCUCAUACCUUGUCACUAAACCCUUGGAAGGCAAUUACAAUACCUACGUCUCGGAAAGAUCCGGUAUGCAUGAUAUUGAUCCCAGUGACUGGGAUAGAUGGUGUGAGUAUAUACUUUAUAAAGGACUUAGACGAUCGGCAUAUGCUAGGAUUUCUAGGAGUACCAUUACGGAUACGGAACUUCAGGUUGGAAAGUUUUUGGUAGGGGAACCCGAGGGAGAGAGUGAUGAGGUGAGGAAUAGGAGGGUAGAGGAGGGUAAUGUGGAGGUCGGGAAGAGGUUUCCGGAAAUGUUUAGAGGGGAGGGGGUGAGGGGUCAUAGGUAUCAUGUUUUUGAUGAGCCUAGGUAUUAUGGUUAG